CAUUUAGAAAUCUCGGAUCAAAAGCUUAGAGCGCCGCUGUGAGAUUUCUUCGAGAAAGGGAGAAAGGGAGAGAGGGAGAGGGAGCAAAGAUGGGACACUCCAACGUUUGGAACUCGCACCCCAAGAACUACGGCCCUGGAUCUCGCGCUUGCCGAGUUUGUGGCAAUCCUCAUGCGAUCAUCCGCAAAUAUGGGCUUAUGUGCUGCAGACAAUGCUUCCGCAGCAACGCCAAGGAAAUUGGCUUUAUUAAGUACCGUUGAAUGACCCUUCGCCUCCAAGGGAUGUCUGCUUGGCUGAACUCCGAACGAGAAAUAGAGGGCUUAUUUCUUAGUUUAAUUUUUUUUGCUCCUGGUUUUAUUCUGUUUAACGGACCAUAUAAUCUAAUCUAUCAGAGACCGUCGGACCUUCGACUUUCGGUUUGUUACAUAAUGAACCGGAUGUAUUCAAGCCUUUAAGAAUCUAGUUGCAGUCAUUUGCGGUAUGUUUAUUACAGUUAAGGUUGCAUAGUAGUAGUCGAAUUUUGUGCGCGGUAUUUUUCUGCUGGCUUUCUGAUAUGCUUAUGUUUCUGGCCAUCUGUUGUUUUUA
Messenger RNA from Asparagus officinalis (garden asparagus), 585 nucleotides. RefSeq names its product 40S ribosomal protein S29. The transcript is spliced from 3 exons. Lineage: Eukaryota; Viridiplantae; Streptophyta; Magnoliopsida; Asparagales; Asparagaceae. Gene Ontology annotation, cellular component: cytosolic small ribosomal subunit; ribosome. Bases 90 to 260 code for a protein of 56 amino acids. Gene Ontology annotation, biological process: translation. The record is from RefSeq and is a predicted model, not a curated record. Gene Ontology annotation, molecular function: structural constituent of ribosome; zinc ion binding.